This is a messenger RNA of Mus pahari (shrew mouse), 1390 nucleotides long. RefSeq names its product vomeronasal type-2 receptor 116-like. The transcript has 6 exons. The annotation marks the transcript as partial. Gene Ontology annotation, cellular component: membrane. NCBI's taxonomy places the organism in Eukaryota, Metazoa, Chordata, Mammalia, Rodentia, Muridae. Gene Ontology annotation, molecular function: G protein-coupled receptor activity. The record is from RefSeq and is a predicted model, not a curated record. Gene Ontology annotation, biological process: G protein-coupled receptor signaling pathway.
AUGUACUCCUGGAUUUUUAUCUUCAGGCUCUUGCAAAUCCCCAUAUUUGUCUCUGCUGGUAUCUAUAAUAUCAGUACAUGUUAUUACGUAAUCACUGAAGAAUUUCACCAUGAAGGAGAUGUUGUGGUUGGUGCAUUUUUCCCUCUUCAUACUUUCCACACUCAAAAGAGAAUACCACAUCCAGUUGUACCAUAUGAAUAUGUGGACUAUCAAAUACAGUAUAACUUUAAGAACUACCAAUAUAUUCUUGCUCUGCAAUUUGCAAUUGAGGAGAUCAAUGGGAACCCUAAUCUUUUACCCAACAUAUCUCUUGGAUUUGAUUUCUACAAUAUCAGAUUCACUGAGAAGUACACUCUUGAUAAUGCUUUAAUUUGGUUCACAGCUCUUGUGCAUAGAAAGUAUUUUCCUAAUUACAAUUGUAAAAAGAGAAAUUUCACUGCAGCACUCACAGGAACAUCAUGGAUAACAUCUGCACAAAUAGGGACNUUGCUUCAACUCUUUAAAUUUCCACAGAUUACCUUUGGACCUUAUGAUCCUUUAUUAAGUGACCAGGGUCAGUAUCCUUCUCUCUACCAGAUGGCCCCUAAGGACACAUCUCUUUCACUUGCCAUUGUUUCAUUGUUGGCUCAUUUUAGGUGGUCAUGGGUUGCUGCUUGUGGACGUUAUGGCUGGGUGCAAGCAUCCUCAUCUUUAUUGAUCCCUCAGUCUGUGUGCAAUGAGAAUUGUAAGCCUGGAUUCAGAAAGGUAACCCUAGAGGGCAAGGCCAUCUGCUGCUACAAGUGCACGCCUUGUGGAGACAAUGAGAUUUCUAAUGAAACAGAUGUGUACCAGUGUGUGAAGUGUCCAGAGAGUCAUUAUGCAAAUACAGAGAGGAACAACUGCUUCCAAAAAUCUGUGACCUUUCUUGGCUAUGAAGACCCCUUAGGGAUGGCUCUAGCCAGCAUAGCUUUGUGCUUAUCUGCACUCACUGUCUUUGUUAUUGGCAUCUUUGUGAAACACAGAGACACUCCUAUUGUAAAGGCCAAUAAUCGUGCUCUCAGUUACAUUUUGCUCAUCACACUCACCUUCUGUUUCCUGUGUUCUUUGAACUUCAUUGGUCAGCCAAACACAGCUGCUUGCAUCCUUCAGCAGACCACGUUUGCAGUUACAUUCACUAUGGCUCUUGCUACUGUUUUGGCCAAAGCUAUUACUGUGGUCCUUGCCUUUAAGGUCAGUUUUCCAGGGAGAAUAGUAAGGUGGCUAAUGAUAUCAAGGGGUCCAAACUACAUCAUUCCUAUGUGCACCCUGAUCCAACUUCUUAUUUGUGGAAUAUGGAUGACAACUUCUCCACCGUUCAUUGACCAAGAUGCUCAUACUGAAUAUGGACACAUCAUCAUUAUGUGCAACAAAG